Molecule: messenger RNA, 2631 nt
Organism: Salvelinus sp. IW2-2015
Lineage: Eukaryota; Metazoa; Chordata; Actinopteri; Salmoniformes; Salmonidae
Product: solute carrier family 25 member 36-A
Biological process (GO): pyrimidine nucleotide import into mitochondrion
Cellular component (GO): mitochondrion
Molecular function (GO): pyrimidine nucleotide transmembrane transporter activity
Source: RefSeq, a predicted model, not a curated record
ACGAUAAACAGUCGAACCUGUCGCUGUAGCAUUCGGUGAGGCAAGGGGUGAAGGCGAGCAAUGUAAGAGUCAGGCUGAAGGUGUGUCGGGGUAUAAGUAUAUCACAACGAAUUGGAUUCAUUCACUAGACAAAUACAUCCACCAUGGCAAAAUAGUAUCCCUGUUAACACGGAGAAGACGCAAAGUCACUGUCGUAACCGCGAAGUUUUCAGUCAGGGGAAGGCAACGGUUAGCCUGGGAAGCUAGCUACUGUAGCUAACGCGUUACAUAUACUCGCUUUUGCUAGCAACUGACCUCCACCACAACACGGCGCAUUGGUCUAGUGAUCAAUAAGUUACCCAUUCAUUGUCGUCAGCCCCCCUUGUCUCCGAACCCAAAGUGGUGCCCUGCGUCCGGGUCCUGGGAAUAUGAGACAGAAUGAGUCAGAGAGAUACCCUAGUUCAUCUGUUUGCUGGAGGGUGUGGGGGAACGGUAGGAGCCAUCCUGACCUGUCCCCUGGAGGUGGUGAAGACCAGACUACAGUCAUCCCACAUCACACUCUACGUGUCUGGGGUGCAGCUCAGUACCGUCAAUGGGCCCAGCGUAGCACGCAUGUCCCCUCCAGGACCCCUGCACUGCCUCAAGUUGAUUCUUGAGAAAGAAGGAGCCCGCUCUCUGUUCAGGGGCCUGGGUCCUAAUCUAGUGGGUGUGGCCCCCUCCAGAGCCAUCUAUUUUGCUGCGUACUCCAGUGCCAAAGAGAGACUGAAUGGAGUGUUUCAGCCAGACUCCACACAGGUCCACAUGGUAUCUGCUGGCUUGGCAGGGUUCACAGCCAUCACAGCUACCAACCCUAUCUGGCUCAUCAAGACUCGCAUGCAGCUGGACUCCAGGAACCGCGGGGAGAAGCCCAUGAAUGCGUUUGAGUGUUUGCGGCGGGUGUACCAGACAGAAGGCGUGCGAGGGUUCUACCGGGGAAUGUCAGCGUCCUACGCUGGAAUCUCGGAGACUGUGAUCCACUUUGUCAUCUAUGAGAGCAUCAAGCGGCGCAUCCUGGAGGCCAAGGCAGCGCAGCACAUGGACGAGGAGGAGGAGGCGUCCAAGGACGCCUCGGACUUUGUGGGGAUGAUGCUCGCCGCCGCCACCUCCAAGACCUGUGCUACGUCCAUCGCUUACCCCCAUGAAGUGAUCCGGACCCGGCUACGGGAGGAAGGCACCAAGUACCGUUCCUUCUUCCAGACUCUGACCACGGUGCCCAAGGAAGAGGGCUACCGGGCGCUGUACCGCGGCCUCACCACCCACCUGGUGCGCCAGAUCCCUAACACCGCCAUCAUGAUGUGCACCUACGAGCUAGUGGUCUACAUGCUGAAUGGUUAACCUCUGACCCUUGACCUACGACCCAAGAUGAAACCCCAGAGAGAGAUGAGCCGACGUGGACGGUUGGCAUAAAGAGACCCCAGAGAAAUUAAACAGGAGAGGGACCAGGGACUGUCAUCUCUCCCACCUCCAGUCCCUCCAUCCUGUCUUUCUAAAACUAAAGCAAAUUGUCCCAAAAGCACCCUGUUUUUGGGAUGGGGAGUUGGGUUGUUUUCAGGGGUGCACGACACAGAAAGAGGGGUUGGUAGACAGGAAAUCAAUGUUUGUUUUGGGGAUAUGGUUUAAAGUUGUUUAAAAAGAAGCUGUCUCAUUGAAAAUUAGUCCUUAGGAGCCCUUUCUCUCUUGUUUUCUUGCCCUCUCUUAUUGUGUCUCUCCUAAAAUAAGCUUUACAAGCGCAUAGCUUACUGGAGCAGGUACAUUGGGGAGAGCACUCAAGCUAGUUUAGAGUCUAACAAUGCUAAUAAUUUCUCUGGUUUGUGUGUCACGGGGGCAAUUGGUAGUAGAGGCUUGUUGAGUGCAGGGAGGUCUUGAGGUGAGGAUAGUGUGGAGCGAGGUGGAUAGGGGAUGUGCCUUGCAUGACGACUUCAACUGACCUGUACAGAUGCAUAAUAAUGAUAUGUGGGGAAGCAAAGGUCAGACCAGCCCUGGUUUCUGGAUCUCAGUAGACCACAGUUGGACCGCAGGCAUUUAGAACCACACACAGUGCUGGUUGGGUCCACUUGGUACUCAGGACGAAGCCUGGUCCCCUCCACCCCAGUUGGUCAACAUACACACACACACACAGGGGCUAGUCCACUCUGACAGGCUAGCCCUGACUGACAUCCUGACUAACACUGUAGACAGUACUGACUCCUACUGGAAGACAUAUGCAGAAGUCUUUACUGUACGGCCUGGUCAGUGUGGACAGCACUUUGGGCUCUUUCUCUGUUUGCAUUCUGUAAAGUGAGUUGGGUGACCGUAAGAACCUCUGACCCACUCCCUCAGCACCUAGACUGACCAGAAUCAUCUGCCCUUUUUAACUACUUGAAUGCUAACCAACUGAAGGAAUAACAAACUAAAGGCGAUGGGAGCAUUGUCUGGCGUCAGAAGCCAUCGUGCUAUCUGAAGUGAGACUGCUAUGGUAGUGAAACAACCACCAACCUUGUGAAUAUACUAAGAACGAAAAAAUAUUUACAUAAAAUCAAUAACUUAACAAGACAAUUUUGUAUACUGAACAAAAAUAUAAACGCUACAAUUUCACUGAGUUUACAGUUCGUAUAAGGAWAUCAGUCAAUUGAA